Messenger RNA from Tachysurus fulvidraco (yellow catfish), 2021 nucleotides. It is a transcript of the gene gtf2h4, whose product is annotated as general transcription factor IIH, polypeptide 4. NCBI's taxonomy places the organism in Eukaryota, Metazoa, Chordata, Actinopteri, Siluriformes, Bagridae. Gene Ontology annotation, cellular component: transcription factor TFIIH core complex; transcription factor TFIIH holo complex. The record is from RefSeq and is a predicted model, not a curated record. Bases 178 to 1593 code for a protein of 471 amino acids. The transcript is spliced from 14 exons. Gene Ontology annotation, molecular function: double-stranded DNA binding; ATPase activator activity. Gene Ontology annotation, biological process: nucleotide-excision repair.
GCGCUUCAGCCAUUCAGACUAGACAGUUCUGUCCCGUGUACGUCACGUGAUCAUUCCAACAUGGCUCUCGGCUCCACUCCGUCUAAAGCUGCACAAUAGCAACAUGACGAUAUUUCAUUAUAUUGACUUCGUUUUAUUUUUACGAUUGCCUGAAUAAGUCGAGACAAACGCUCCAAGAUGAAGCUCCGAGUACAACUGCAGUGCAAGAACCUUCACGAAUACCUGAAGGAACUGAGUCCAGACAUCCUCGACAGACUGUACAACCACCCAGCUACAUGUCUCGCUGUUUACAGGGAGCUUCCAUCUCUGGCAAAGAAUUACGUGAUGCGAAUGCUGUUCCUGAAUCACGCCCUCCCGCAAGCAGCCGUGGCAUUGUGGGUCAAAAAAGACAGCCAAAUGGAUCACGACAAGUGUGUAUCCAUGCUGACUGGACUGAGACUGUGGCACAGCCAGCAGCUGCAGGGAGGCCUUCAGGGCAUCGUGCUUAACCCUGUGUUCAAAGAUAACCUGAGGAUUGCACUGCUUGGAGGAGGUAAGCCGUGGGCAGAUGAGGGCAGCAGUCUCGGCCCUGAUCGGCAUGCAAGGGACAUAGAGAGCCUGGAUCGCUACGCCAUGGAGCGUUGGGAGGUCAUCCUACACUUCAUGGUGGGCUCCCCGAGCGCCGCGGUCAGCCAGGACCUCGCUCAGCUUCUCAUCCAGGCCGGCCUCAUGAAGAGUGAGGCUGGUGAAGCGCCGUGCAUCACUUCAGCUGGCUUUCAGUUUCUGCUACUCGACACGGCCUCUCAGCUGUGGUACUUCACCCUGCAGUACCUCAAAACAGUGCAGUCUAGAGGGAUGGACCUCGUGGAGAUUCUUUCCUUCCUGUUUCAGCUGAGUUUCUCCACCCUCGGCAGGGACUAUUCUGUUGAAGGCAUGAGCGAGUCUCUGCUGACGUUCCUACAGCACUUGCGAGAGUUCGGCCUGGUUUUUCAGAGAAAGAGGAAGUCGAGGAGGUACUACCCCACUAGACUGGCCAUAACGCUGGCUGCCGGAGUCACUGCCAACUCUUCAUCUUCCUCUUCCUCCUCCUCCACGUACUCUACCGAUCUGACUCUUUCCUCAGGAACAGGAGACUCGGGUUUCAUUGUGGUAGAAACCAACUACCGCGUGUACGCAUACACAAACUCGGAGCUGCAGAUCGCUCUGGUUGCUCUCUUCAGCGAGAUGCUCUAUCGGUUUUCUAACGUGGUUGUGGCGCAGGUCACCAGAGAGUCUGUGCAGCAGGCUAUUGCUAACGGCAUCACAGCACAACAGAUCAUCCACUUCCUGAGGACCAGAGCACAUCCUGUUAUGUUCAAACAGACGCCGGUACUUCCUCCAACCAUCACAGAUCAGAUCAGACUGUGGGAGCUCGAAAGAGAUCGGCUGCAGUUUACGGAAGGCGUAUUGUACAACCAGUUCCUGUCACAGGCUGAUUUUGAGGUUCUGCGCGAUAGAGCUCAGGGUUUGGGAGUGUUGGUGUGGCAGAAUCCACAGCACAGGGUCAUGGUGGUGACGCCACACGGACACAGCGAGGUUAGGAGGUUCUGGAAGAGACAGAAGAGUCACACGUAGGACGAGGCGGACUCCACAGGAGUCAGGCGGUGCCUUUAUGUACUUCAUGUGCUGUACAUAUGCACUUAGGACAUUUCACAUGAUCUGAACUGUACGGAUUGAAGAGUUGGAAUGAGAAUAAGUAUAAGAUAAUAUGAAAUAUUUUGCACUUCAAUAAAAGGUGUUGGUUCAUUUAUUCAUUUUCUUGGCAUUACAGCUUCUCUUGUGCUUUUAUGUAUGAUGUACCUUAGUAGUUAAAUAUUGUUAGAUGUGAAGAAACACAGCAAGCAUUUGCAAUCAAGCAAGGUUUUGGGUUUCUUAGGGUUCAAGCACAAGCACCAUCAACCUGCCCUGUCAAAGCCCUUAAUCCUCCUGGGAUAUGCGAAGAAAAGAGUCCCGAUCACUGUAUUUUAUAUGUGACAAAUAAAGGCUUCCUUCUUCUCCAGUGA